AUGUCUGAGGUGCUACAAGAGAUACAAAAGAAGCUGGUCUUCCCUAUUGACUUUGCGAGUCAACGCAGACUCGACCGCUCUGUCUACUUAUGCCUCAUGAUAGGGACAGUGGUUUCCUGCUUCAUAGGUUUGUUCACCCAAUCGCUAUUCAACCUGGUGGUAUCGUUCGGGCUAACCUUCUGCGUCUGCCUAGCCUUGGGACUACCCAGCUACCCUGCAUAUAACAAGCAGCGUCUUGAGUGGGUCAAGCCUAAGAUCAGCCAUUAA
Molecule: messenger RNA, 267 nt
Organism: Lachancea thermotolerans CBS 6340
Lineage: Eukaryota; Fungi; Ascomycota; Saccharomycetes; Saccharomycetales; Saccharomycetaceae
Gene: SPC1
Product: signal peptidase complex subunit SPC1
Exons: 1
Coding region: 1-267 (88 amino acids)
Cellular component (GO): signal peptidase complex; membrane
Source: RefSeq, a predicted model, not a curated record